UGAAAAUUGUCGACGGUUUGCUGAAAAUCAUACUCGCAACAGCUAAAUCAAUUGCAAUUGAUCAUUCGAUUUGCAUUUUAACAAAAUAUUUUCCAUACAUCAAAUAGACAAGUUAGCCGGACCCUAUAAUGUAUUGAAGCCAACCAAGUUAAUAAACGUGUACACACAUAUGUGUCAAGGCGUAUGUACAUACCUCUCGGAAAGUCCAUAACCUUACAUAAUCAGAGCGACAGGAAGUGGAAGCGAUCGCCAUGGGCAUACCUGACAUACGUCAGCUGGUCACACUGGAAUUUGAGGUUUUCGGACAUGUGCAAGGCUUAAAUCUGACGAAAGACACGCGUGACCGUUGCACCAAAGCAGGAAUCACAGGCUGGGUCAAGAACAGCAAGCGCGGCACCAUUGUGGGCAAAAUGCAGGGCCCCAAAGCGGAGGUAGACAAAAUGAUAAACUGGCUGUCCAGCGAGGGCUCACCAGGCUGUCAGAUCGAGCGAUGCGAGUUGCGAAAUCAAAGCAAUUUGAAUCGACUGGAUUACAAAGACUUUGCAAUUCGGUUUUAAAUGUUGUCUAUAGUCUUUUUU
Messenger RNA from Drosophila novamexicana, 578 nucleotides. RefSeq names its product acylphosphatase-2. Lineage: Eukaryota; Metazoa; Arthropoda; Insecta; Diptera; Drosophilidae. Bases 252 to 557 code for a protein of 101 amino acids. The transcript is spliced from 3 exons. The record is from RefSeq and is a predicted model, not a curated record. Gene Ontology annotation, molecular function: acylphosphatase activity.